Molecule: messenger RNA, 675 nt
Organism: Diabrotica virgifera virgifera (western corn rootworm)
Lineage: Eukaryota; Metazoa; Arthropoda; Insecta; Coleoptera; Chrysomelidae
Gene: ND-B14
Product: NADH dehydrogenase [ubiquinone] 1 alpha subcomplex subunit 6
Exons: 3
Coding region: 111-611 (166 amino acids)
Biological process (GO): response to oxidative stress
Source: RefSeq, a predicted model, not a curated record
AUACAUUAUUAAUAUACUGUGCCAUAAAUUAAAAGAUACUUUUUAUCAACCUUUUUUUAUUUUGGAAAUUUUCCAGGUAUCUUCUCUUUGAUUGGGUUGGUUAUGUGGUUAUGGGUUGGUUAUGCUGGAUACUGUCAUUGUCAUUUAAAUGUCUUGAUUUUCAUUUUUCAAUAACGUCAAAAGUGAGGUUAAGUUACAUCACUAAUUUCAGAUUUUUAAAAAGAAAAUACAAAUUUGAGAUGGCUUCACAAGCUAUCAGACGAAGUGUUAAAGAAGUUAAACCUAUUCUUUCUUUAGACCGUGAAGAAGCACGGAAAAGAGUCUUAAACUUAUAUAAAGCCUGGUACAGACAGCUCCCUUACAUUGUUCAGAAUUAUGAUAUUCCAAAAAAUGUUGAGCAAUGUCGAGAAAAGCUAAGGCAGGAAUUUACCAAGUUUGAUGACAUUAAAGACAUUAGGCUGAUUGAUAUGUUAGUUAUCAAGGGCCAAAUGGAGCUUAAAGAAGUUGUGAAUAUUUGGAAGCAAAAGGGUCACAUUAUGUCUUACUUCAAGGAUACCAUAGAACCAAAACCCAAAGAUUUCUUGGGAAAAUUCUUGAACGGCAAAGAUUAGAGUUAAUAUGAUUGUUUUUAAGUGUAGUUUGUGUAAAUAAUAUAAAUAAAUGAUUAAAAAUGUA